Molecule: messenger RNA, 3990 nt
Organism: Fundulus heteroclitus (mummichog)
Lineage: Eukaryota; Metazoa; Chordata; Actinopteri; Cyprinodontiformes; Fundulidae
Product: N-fatty-acyl-amino acid synthase/hydrolase PM20D1.2-like
Exons: 13
Coding region: 37-1599 (520 amino acids)
Biological process (GO): amino acid metabolic process
Molecular function (GO): hydrolase activity, acting on carbon-nitrogen (but not peptide) bonds, in linear amides
Source: RefSeq, a predicted model, not a curated record
AGUUCAGUCUGCAACUUGUGCUGCCACAGCCUGACAAUGACAGACUCACAGUUCAAAACAUGGAAGUUUCUAAAGAUAAUUUCUAGCAGCUUGCUAAUUCUAGUGUUGCUGCUAUUCACCGCAGCAACCAUCAGGACUCUGUCUCUGGACGUAAACGUCGGACUCCAGCUCGCACACUGGGAGAAGUCGAACAACAUCUCUCUGGUGAUUGACCAGCAUCAAAGAGAGGAGCUUCUAGCCAACUUUAAAGAGGCAGUGAGAAUCCCCACGGUGUCAUUCUCGGAGACGGAGAGCAACACCACGGCGCUGCGUCAGUUUGACACUUUCCUCCGUAAAGCCUUCCCCGCAGUUUUCUCUUCAAGCCUGGUUCAUCAUGAGCUCGUGGCUAAUUACAGCCACCUGUUCCGGGUGCAGGGCUCUCAGCCUGACUUGGUGCCGUACCUGCUGCUGGCCCACAUUGAUGUAGUACCUGCCAAGGAGUCAGAUGGCUGGGAGGCCCCUCCCUUUUCUGCCGAAGAGAUAGAUGACUUCAUCUAUGGUAGAGGGACCAUAGAUGAUAAGUGUGCUGUAAUGGGAAUACUUCAAGCGUUGGAGUACUUGCUGAUUAGAGGCUACGCUCCGCGCAGGGGUUUUUACAUCGGUUUGGGUCAUGAUGAAGAAGCCAGAGGUUUCAAUGGGGCGAUGAACAUUGUGCGCCUGAUGAAGGAACGUGGCGUGAAGCUGUCGUUUGUCCUGGACGAAGGCCUGGCUGUACUUGACGGAGUCAUCAGUGGACUCAAUGGACCUGCAGCUCUAAUUGGGGUUAGUGAGAAGGGCUCAGCCAAUGUGAAGCUUAGUGUGUCUAUGGCGCCUGGUCACUCCUCGAUGCCUCCCAGGGAGUCCAGCAUUGGGAUCCUAGCUGCAGCAGUAAAAAGGCUUGAAGAGAAUCCCAUGCCCAGGUUAUUUGGUCUUGGUCCCGAACGUGAAACCUUUGAACAUCUGGCCCACAAGUUUGGGCUUCCUCUGAAGUUCAUAAUGUCCAAUUUAUGGCUCUUCUCUCCCCUUCUUGGCAGAAUACUGGAAAGAAAGCCAGACACUAAUGCUUUUGUAAGGACUACCACAGCAGUGACCAUGUUCAAUGCAGGAGUUAAGGUGAACAUCAUUCCCGCCCUUGCUGAAGCUUAUGUAAAUCUGCGAAUCCACUCUGCACAUUCAUUACAAGAGGUCUUAGACUUCAUCCAGGAUACUGUGGGCGACCAGCGAGUGAAAAUAGAGCUUAUUGAUGGAUUUGACCCGCUCCCUGUCAGCUCUUCUGACGAGCAGUCAUUUGGUUUUCAGAUCAUCAAGAAAACUGUGUUGGACAUGUUUCCCACGCUUACGGUCGCUCCAGGUAUUUGUAUUGGGAACACAGACAGCCGACAUUUCAAAGACCUGACCAGGGAUAUUUAUCGCUUUGCUCCUGUCUGGUUCAAACCAGGUGAUGCUCAAAGGUUCCAUGGGAUAAACGAAAGGAUUUCCAAAAAGAACUAUGAGGAGCUUGUUGUGUUUUAUUUUAACCUUAUGCAAAACUGUGACAUUCAGAAGCUUCCUGAGCCGCACAGUUCUGUUCAUGAACUCUAAGGGUCUGUUUGGUUGUCUUGAUGUGCUCUGAGUUUAUAAUGCUAGACAAUGAUUCUGUAUUAAAUAGAACUGGGUUAACUUGAAUGAAAAGGUAGGGGAAAAAAAAUCAUUACCUAUUUUUGUCCAAUGGAUUCAGGUGCUCUGGAUGGGCCCAUGGAUGGACUUUGUCCCUUGUUGAUGAAUUUCAAAAGCAAGGUUUGCAAUUUUUUAUUGUUUUUGGAAAAGAGGUGCAAUUUAAUUAUGGAUAUUUGCUGCUGCAAACUAAUUACGACAUGAGUAUUAGAUAAAGAUUAUAUGCUAUAGGUUAUAUGUUAUAGAUUAUUGCCUUAAUUUAACCAAAGUUGGUGCUCGUGUGAUUGACUUGAAGAUCUAGUUGCUGUUAAUACUGUGAUAAUUGACAGGGAUUGUGUUAUGCACUGAGAUGACACAAAUGUGUCCACGGAUCUAUUAACAUGCUUAUGUUAUUUUCCAAAUAUGUAACAACAAACUGUUAAAAAGGCAUAGAAUUGUCAAUGUCUCUUUGAAACAAAAAUUGAUUUGCAAAUGUGGGUUCUUUUGCACCCUCUGUAGCAUUUGACAGAUGUUGCUGAAAAUAAGGCAGGCAAUGCUUAUUUACAUACAUCAACUUGUGAAAUAGUUAGGGUUGAUGGCAUAGUAAUUGCUCUGUCCAUUUGCAACAAUACAAUAAAAAUAUCUGUGUUAAAACCGCACACGUAUGUGAUUAUGUAUUUGUCUUUUUGUACAAUGUUUUGCAUUGUAAUUCUUGUCUAGUAUGCUGUGUAGUAAUGAAAAGAAGUCUAGAUGACUUAAUAUUUGCCUCUAGUUUUAAUUAUUUUGUUUAUAGACUGCCUGAAAUUCCCUUAAAAUACAAACCUGUUAGCUUUCUGAAGGCUGUACAUGGAUGGCUUAUAUAUUCAGGUGUGUAAACAGACAUAUCGAUUACUGCUAACUCAGGUAAACUGUUUUGUCAGGGUUAGGACACUAAAAUGUUGCGUGUAAAACAGAUAACGGCGUUUUGUUGAAGAACUUUGACCUCAUGAUGGAACCAAAGCACUCAUUUUAUACGUGUGUCUGGAGCUGCUGUACUUUUGGGCAGGCACUAAAUCUACUUUAUUUACAGAUUUGUAAAGCUGUGAAUGUAUUAUCUUGAAUUUUAAUAUAUUUCAAAGUUAAUGAAAUACAAUUUCAAUGCUUUCUGCCAAAAGCUAUAAAUGUGUUGUAGCUGUUAGUCAAUGUUAAUCAUUAAUAAGGCUAUAUUAUGUUAUGAUAUACCUUGAAAUCCAGAAUAUGGUAAAAUUAUGAUAUAAUUCUGUGCUGAAAAGGGGACUUGGAAACUAUAAUUGCAAAAACCUUGUCAUGAACCUCUGUCAAUAUAUAUCAGCACACUGAAUGAGAUUUGUGGUUUGGUGAGAGACCACUCUCAAGAUUUUUGUGUAACUGUUGCUCCUCUGGUUAAGCUGCAAAGUUGAAUGAGAUCUUUACUAGCGCUGUAACCAUAAGAAGCUAGUGAAGAGCAUUGUUUUAGUAAAAAUAACCAAAAACAGAGAGAGAGAAAAGAAAAACAGUUGCAAUGUUGAUAUAAAUGUAUUUUUUAUUGAUCGUCUUGAAAACAAGCAUUUUUCUGAAGUUUUUUUUUUCUGUCUCUUUAAAUCUUAAAGAGGCUCUUCUCUCCCCACCCACCUCCAGGCUUGCAGAGCUUUCCACUCUACCUCAUUCGGCCAUUUUUAUAGUAUGCUUGGAGACAGUGUAAUGAACAAUCGAUGACAUUUCUGUAACUUCAGCAUCCUUCGGCUUGGACUACAAAAUCGUAAUAAAUAAAUAAAUAAAUAAAUAACCGAAUGGUCUUCAUGACUUGAACAAAGGGAACAUGUAAAGAAAAUUUAAAGCCCAGUUCUGUUGUUUAACCAUUGUUUGUUUGUUUUUUUUCUUUUGUGAGGAGCUUAAAUGAGAAAAAGCCAAUAUUACUGAGUUUUGAUGACAACAUAUGUCAUAAUAUAUAUAUGUAUUUUACUGAGGAGUUUAGGAUUGAAUUAAUGCCACUGAUUGAUUUGUGUUUGUGUCUGCUGAUUGCACUCAGUGAAGUUCUUUUCUUGCUAAAAAAGGAAUAAGUAAACACUAUCAGGACAAACACUUGACAUAUAUUGUUUUAUUUUAAGAUUAAUAUAUGUCUUUUGUGUUUUCUUUUUAUGGUCAAACUGUGGCCCGUUUUAAGCGCUACUGCAACGUUUUGAAGACAAUGCACACAUUAGUUUUGUAUUACAUUCUUACCGAAUGAAACUACCGUAUUUGGCUCGUUGUGUUUCAGAAAAGCUAUAAAAGUUUUCCCCAAAAUGCUGUGCUGUUCAUCCUGUUCCGUAUAAGACUCUAUAGAAUAAAUUCAUGUUACCUUUA